Molecule: messenger RNA, 1693 nt
Organism: Struthio camelus australis
Lineage: Eukaryota; Metazoa; Chordata; Aves; Struthioniformes; Struthionidae
Source: RefSeq, a predicted model, not a curated record
AUGACGGAAGUCCAAAAGCAUUCUGUGCACACACUUGUGUUCAGAUCUUUGAAGAGAACCCAUGAUAUGUUUGUAGCUGAUAAUGCCAAGCCUAUACCAUUAGAUGAAGAAAGUCACAAAGUAAAGAUGGCAGUCAAGCUGCGUACAGAGUAUGGCUCAGUGUUGCACAUGCCCACUCUGAAAGAAAACUUGAGAGAGAAAGGAGGCUCAAACACUGGGGAUCCUUAUGGACAUAAACAGUAUUCUGGCAAUCAAGGACAAGAACUUGAAUAUAUGGUAACUGGUACACAUCCGUACCCACCUGGGCCUGGUGUGGCUCUGACAGCAGAUACUAAGAUCCAGAGGAUGCCUAGUGAAUCUGCAGCUCAGUCAUUAGCUGUAGCACUUCCUCCUUCUCAGUCCAGGUUGGAUGCAAAUCGGACAGCUGCUGGUGUGGGUGACAUUUACAGGCAUGCUGGAAUGUCUGAGCGGUCGCAGCCCCCUGGCGCGCCCAUGGCCGUGAUGGAAGCUGGUGGAAACAAAAAUUCUGCAUUAGUGGCAAAGAAAGCUCCAACCAUGCCCAAACCUCAGUGGCAUCCACCUUGGAAACUGUACAGAGUUAUCAGUGGCCAUCUGGGCUGGGUGAGAUGCAUUGCAGUAGAACCAGGAAAUCAGUGGUUUGUUACUGGCUCAGCUGACAGAACUAUAAAGAUUUGGGACCUUGCUAGUGGCAAAUUGAAAUUGUCUUUGACGGGACACAUCAGUACUGUACGAGGGGUGAUAGUAAGUGCAAGAAGUCCAUACCUGUUUUCUUGUGGAGAAGACAAACAAGUGAAAUGCUGGGAUCUUGAAUACAAUAAGGUUAUCAGACAUUAUCACGGUCACCUAAGUGCUGUCUAUGGUUUAGAUCUGCAUCCAACAAUAGAUGUGCUGGUGACAUGUAGCAGAGAUUCAACAGCGCGAAUAUGGGAUGUGAGGACAAAAGCCAGUGUGCACACACUAUCAGGACACACAAAUGCAGUUGCAACAGUGAAGUGCCAAGCUGCAGAACCACAAAUUAUUACAGGUAGUCAUGAUACCACAAUACGGCUCUGGGAUUUGGUGGCAGGAAAAACUCGUGUUACUUUAACAAACCACAAGAAAUCUGUAAGAGCAGUUGUACUACAUCCAAGACAUUACACAUUUGCAUCUGGUUCUCCAGAUAAUAUUAAGCAGUGGAAAUUCCCAGAUGGAAACUUCAUUCAGAACCUCUCUGGUCACAAUGCUAUCAUCAACACACUGGCUGUAAAUUCAGAUGGAGUUCUGGUCUCAGGAGCUGAUAAUGGUACUAUGCAUCUUUGGGACUGGAGAACUGGAUAUAAUUUCCAGAGAGUACAUGCAGCUGUACAGCCAGGUUCUUUGGACAGUGAAUCAGGAAUAUUUGCUUGUGCUUUUGACCAGUCAGAAAGCAGACUGCUAACAGCUGAAGCUGAUAAAACCAUAAAAGUGUACAGAGAAGAUGAUACUGCGACUGAAGAAACUCAUCCUGUCAGCUGGAAACCAGAAAUUAUCAAGAGAAAGCGGUUUUAAUAUGGCUACAUACGUACGCUAUAAUUUUGUUUUAGCUUUCCUGAAAGCAUUCAAUCACAUUAUGUUCUGCCUAGAACAGCAGAGCAGGAACUCAGCUAAAGUCAUUGCUUUUUCAACAUGUUUUAUAAUAAAUUUUAUUUCUCUU